Molecule: messenger RNA, 1005 nt
Organism: Cyphellophora attinorum
Lineage: Eukaryota; Fungi; Ascomycota; Eurotiomycetes; Chaetothyriales; Cyphellophoraceae
Exons: 1
Coding region: 1-1005 (334 amino acids)
Source: RefSeq, a predicted model, not a curated record
AUGGCCUCGCCUCCGAGCACUCCCCAGCGCAUCCCUCGCGCCCAGCGACCAUACCCAAAUGUCGACCUCGAAGAAGAAAACCUUGAUCCAGACAUCUUCGCCCAGUCGCCGCUCCUCCUAACACCCCAUCGCAACCCCCGUUACCCACGAGUCAACCCCUCCAGCUUCAACACCAGCCCUAGCAAAAGCACUCCUGACACCACCCGCAUCCGACCCCUGGACAUCAACCUAAUCAACGACUUCUUCCCUCCAAAGCGCACUGUCAAGAUCUUCAAAGACGUCCACGAUCCGUACACUGACUCCCUCACCGCUCGCUACCGCUCUCCCGCGCAGCAAUUCGCUAUCAACACUUACGCUUCCAUUGUGCGUGCGUUGGAACUGGAAGACCACACCGCGCGCCAAAUCCUACCUAGUUGCGCACCACCAGAUCACCUCGUGCCAGGCCCGCCGGAGACUUUGGCAGCCAGGAAGGCGGGUUGGGCGGAGGCAGUGCUGAGAAGAACACACGAGGGUCUCGAAGAGGAAGCGGCUGCGGUCUGGCGAGCGAGAGCGUUGAAAGCGGUCAGACGAGUCGUGCUGGAGCGGUGGAGAGAUGGCUUGGCUGUUCCGGCGUGGUUGGUUCCUGCUGAGGGUUCGAGAGUGGAGUACGAUGGUAGCAAUGAUGAUGAGAGGACGAAGUGGGAGUUGUCCAUUGCGAGUGCGUUGUUGGUGAGGUUGUUUGGAUUUGGGGUCAUGGUGACGCCUGCUGAUGGUAGCGUGCCGUUUAUCAUGCCUCAGGCUUUGGUCGUGGGUGCGAGGAGGACGCAGGCGGUCGAAGCUCCUCGGGUCUUGCCUCAGGCGUUGGUGGUGGGCACGAGGACGAGGCAGGAGUUUGAAGCGGCGAGUACGGGGCAGAGAGCAGAGGCGAGAGUGGGCAGGGCUGGAGCAGAAGAGAUCAUGGUCGGACGAAUCGACGGGCGGGCGUACGCUGUGGGUUCGACUGUAGGCUGGCGUCGAUGCCGCUAG